GACAGAGUGCAAGUGGGGGAGGGGUAGGGAGAGAGAGCGACACGGAAUCUGAAGCCGGCCCCAGGCUCUGAGCUGUCAGUACAGGGCCUGACACGGGGCUCGAACUCAUGAACGGUGAGAUUGUGACCUGAGCCGAAGUCAGACACUCAGCUGAGUGAGCCACCCAGGUGCCCUGUAAAGAAACACUUUUUGAAGAUAAAGCCCGCAAACCAAGACUCUUUAUUUUCCACUUUUUGGUGGCUGUAGGUAAUAGGAUUCUACAUGUAUAUUUUACUUUUUUAUUUCUGCAAAUGUAAUGUGUGCCUUUUGGUGAACGUUGGCUGAAUUGAGUUAGCCUUUGGGGUUCUGGAAUCAUCUCUCUUCUUUCAUCUGUUGAGGUGGAGGAAAUUUUCUAUGACUUUCAGAGUCCUUCUAGCUGGACUAAGAAUGAAAUUGACAUGAGACAGAUUAACGGGAGAAAAUCAAAUCUAAUAGCAUAUGUAUGAGGAAUCCGCACAGACAUGAAAAUUCCGAAGACACUCAGGCCACAGAAAGCUUAUUUUGUGACCUCCUGAGCUAAGGAGAGGGGUAAGGUCUGGAGAUACAAAGGGGAGGAUGACCAUUAGCAGGAAGGUGAGGAGAUGUUUAGAAAACAAAGGUUGUCCUGCUAUGCAAAUAAAUUUCUUCAGUAAAGAGGAAUCUCUGUUCAUAGCUCUCUUUCUGGUACUAGCUGUCUUUUCCAAUGUAAAUUUACACAGUGGAGGGGGAGGGAAGGAGAUUUUUCUGUAUCUGCAGUUUGGAUUGCUUUUAAGUCAAAAUAAUCUUUAUGCCAAAGUGGCGCCAUCUUGGGGUGGCCUGACCCUGACCACUGCACCCCUUUUUUAGUGUAAAAUCAGAAUUUAGGAAUUGGGGUGCUUUACUCUAGAAAAAAGAUCAUGUAAAGCAGCGUGGCUAUUUCUUGUCUACUAGGGCUUGUUGAGCUGUUUUUCUUCCCUUCUCCAUUCUUCUCCAAACAAUACAUGUUCAUUUGCCUGCAGAUUAUUUAACGGAAGGGGAGAAAACCAGCAUUUCUAUGAAAUUAUAUUCCGAGAGUCAGUUUAUGUGGAGGAAAGGACAAAAUGAUUUUUAAUUUUUUUGUUUUUAAUGUAAUGGUGGAGUUUACAAAAGAGUAUAGUGGUAGACUAUUUCACAUUUAUUUUUGUAAUCUCAGCCUCAUUGAGCUAACGUUUACCUCAGUUUUAUAGUUAGCUUUACUAAGCUGCAAAACUGAAGUUGACUUACGUGGUGUUUAUCUUUCUACUGAAGCAUUUAGAGCAUCUUUAGACAUAUCUUUAUCUGAUUGCCAGUUCUGCUAUCUUAGGUUAAAGGAAGGGUAGAAUGUGGCCGUAAACUAAAAAUCAUUUCCUCGGGAUUUAGGUUGGGGCUCAAUUUCUUCAUACCAACAAAUGAGGAAUUAUGAGUAUGCCCCUUUGAGAGCUGAAACCGCAGAGAGAAUUUUAAGGCAGGUAGUAGGCUAUGAAACUGUUUCGAAACUGACCACUUAUAAGUUUGCAUGAGAGCUGGAAAGCCAGAUCUUGUGUACUUGGCAGCCUUGAAACUUUUAUUAGACUAAUGCAUGUCUAGCUUUGGUCCUCUGUUGCAGUUUCCAGAAGAAUGGAGAAGGUAGAAAAGAGCAACGAAAAUGGUUCUAAGAACAAUUGAACUUGACAGUUACGUGAAGUUUGCUACACAGAAGGAAAUAACCUCAGGUGAAAAAGUGACUAAGGAUAGCCAAAGCCACAGAUCAUGGAGAGCCAUCAGUGAAGACCUUAAAAUGCAGGGUGAAUUUUGUAGCAUGUCAGCUGUUUGCCUUGUUCGCCGCUUUCUGGUUCCGCAUCUACUUAAGUCCUGGUAAAACCAGUCCCGAUGUCCGGCACGCAUUUGCCACCGUUUUUGGCAUCUAUUUUGUCAUCUUUUGUUUUGGCUGGUACUCUGUGCAUCUUUUUGUGCUGGUGUUAAUGUGCUACGGGAUCAUGGUCACGGCCAGCGUAUCCAGUAUUCACAGAUACUCCUUCUUUGUAGCAAUGGGAUACCUUACAAUAUGCCACAUCAGCCGGAUAUACAUCUUCCACUAUGGAAUUCUCACUACAGACUUUUCUGGGCCUCUGAUGAUUGUCACACAGAAGAUCACGACCUUGGCAUUCCAAGUUCAUGAUGGAUUAGGUCGAAGAGCUGAAGACCUCUCUGCUGAGCAACAUCGACUUGCUGUGAAGGUAAAGCCCUCCUUUUUGCAAUACUUAAGCUAUCUUCUCAACUUCAUGAGUGUCAUAGCUGGCCCUUGCAACAAUUUCAAGGAUUACAUAGCCUUUAUUGAGGGGAGACAUACGCACAUGAAGUUGCUGGAAGUGAACUGGAAGCAGAGAGGUUUCCAGAGCCUGCCAGAGCCUUCUCCCACCGGAGCUGUGAUCCGCAAGUUGUACAUAACCUUGGUGUCUCUCCUUCUGUUUUUGACACUCACGAAGACCUUCCCUGUCACCUGCCUGGUUGAUGACUGGUUUGUUCAUAAAGCGAACUUUCUGACUCGACUGUGCUACUUGUAUAUCGUCAUGCAAGCCUCGAAGCCCAAGUAUUACUUUGCCUGGACGUUAGCUGAUGCAGUGAAUAAUGCAGCGGGCUUUGGGUUCAGCGGAGUGGAUAAGAAUGGAAAUUUCUGUUGGGAUCUGCUUUCUAACCUAAACAUCUGGAAAAUUGAGACUGCCACAAGUUUCAAAAUGUACUUAGAAAACUGGAAUAUUCAGACAGCUACUUGGCUAAAGCGAGUGUGCUAUGAGCGGGUUCCCUGGUACCCCACGGUGCUAACCUUUGUCCUGUCUGCCUUGUGGCAUGGUGUCUACCCUGGAUACUAUUUUACCUUCUUAACUGGAACCCUUGUCACAGUAGCAGCCAGAACGAUGAGGAACAACUACAGACAUUACUUCCUUUCCUCGAAAGCCCUCAAGGUUGCAUAUGAUGUGGUCACCUGGGCGGUCACUCAGCUGGCCGUGUCCUACACCGUUGCUCCCUUCGUUAUGUUAGCAGUUGAACCAACCAUCAGCUUAUACAAGUCCAUGUACUUUUAUUUACACAUCAUAAGUCUUCUGAUAAUACUAUUUCUGCCAGUCAAACCCCAUGCUCAUAUUCAGAGGCAGCCUCAGACUCUGAACUCCGUUAAUAAGAAGAAAAAAGAUUGAUACCUCCAAGAAAAAGCUGAGCUUGUAAAACUGCAAAACAUCGGAAAGUUGAGACCAAAAGGCUCAAGGGUUCUCCAGUGACUUAGAAGCAAUGUUUACAUGCAUUUUUUUUUUAAGUGCAGGGAGAAUUUUUAUCAAGCCUUUUUAAGUCAGCCAUGUCCAAUUGAUUUAAUAUUUCCUAGGACAUUUGAGUGGUGUGGAGGUAUGUGCAGAAUGUGCCAGAGACCGUGCAGUCUGGGCUGCUGGGUCUUUGCUUCUCUGGCACCAUUUCCAGCCACGGGAGCCCAUACAUCUGCUCCGGAAGGCAGAAGGUGGUUGCUGACAGAGCUGAUCUUCCAGAAUAUACCCAGAUAUGGUUGUUCCUUGGGAAGCCCCAGACCCUUUGACCACAGUGACGACACUCAGAAGACCACGGAGGAGAAGGAGCCGGCACGAAAGAACCAGGAGGACUUGCCGUGAACACUUGAGUGGAUGGAAAGUCAGGCAUGCCCUAAAGUAGGCUGCAUUUUUUUCCCCAAGAGAUAGAACUCUUCCCUUUUUUCCUUCUGAACUGAGCCAAGAUUGGAAAUCAGUCUCCUGUACUCCAGGAGUCUAGGAAGGGCUACUGUUUUCCAUUUCACACACGCCAUACUGUUUGCCCAGGGAUGGCCCUGAGAAAACACCCAAAUGUUUGCACCAUCAAAGGCAGAAUAAAUAAGCCUUCUAAAUAAGUAAUUUGUUUUAAAAAAGUAAAGUUCCAUAGAAGCUUGUUAAGAAGCAGCAUUUUUCUCUUUGCUCACCUCAUUUCGUGGAGGUGUUCAUGAUCUUGGUUAUGAUACACACACCAGCUGAUUUUCACUUUUCUGGUUUUGCGGUUGAUUAAAUUUGACGAUUUUAGUUGAAUCAUUGUAUCGGAGAGCAGAAAUGGAGGACCGUUUUCUAUCCUUGUUAUGAAUGUGCUGUGGUUCCUUUCGGGGACUUCUAUUGGAUAAUAUUCUAUGUGGGAGAAAGAAACAUGGUAUUAAAUGUGCAAAACGAUGAAACUGAUAAUAAUAAAUUAUAUGUUACAACAGUGUA
Molecule: messenger RNA, 4244 nt
Organism: Acinonyx jubatus (cheetah)
Lineage: Eukaryota; Metazoa; Chordata; Mammalia; Carnivora; Felidae
Gene: MBOAT1
Product: membrane bound O-acyltransferase domain containing 1
Exons: 13
Coding region: 1977-3188 (403 amino acids)
Biological process (GO): lipid modification
Cellular component (GO): membrane
Molecular function (GO): acyltransferase activity
Source: RefSeq, a predicted model, not a curated record